This is a messenger RNA of Moneuplotes crassus, 938 nucleotides long. Lineage: Eukaryota; Ciliophora; Spirotrichea; Euplotida; Euplotidae. The record is from the annotation of a GenBank genome assembly.
AUUUUACACAAUGGAUGAUGAAUAUUACAAAAGAUCUUAUAGAGCACCUCCAGGUGCUCGCCAGCACUUACAAAAGGAAAAAGAACAACAACAAGUAGAGCAUAUGAACGAGCUGUAUGAGUUGGUUAUUCGUAAAUAAAAAAGGAAACAAGGAGCCUCUGCUUGGAGAUAAUGAAAUCGGCCCAGAAUCUAAAGAAAUCAAAAUUAAUAUUGAGCAGUUGAAAGGAUAUCAUGAGAGAGGAAACACUGCAGAAUGGAAUGAAAUUCCUCAAAAUUUCAUCAUCCCAGAAAAACCAAAGAAGAAAACUGGCUGAACGAAAUAUUGUUAUGUUGAGCAUUAUACAAAAUACUUUGAAGUAACAACUAAAGAGGUUCUCGUUAGGAUAGUAAAGUCUCUCUUUCCGAUAACCAGAGGAUCAAUCUACUCAGAAGAUACUCUCAGACCUGACAUGUAUGGUCCUCUUUGGACAAUGAUAUGCCUUUUUGUUAUGAUUCCUAUCUUUGGAAAUAUUAACCAAUAUUUGAAAGCAUAUCAGCAAGGUGAGUUGGAUAAGUACAUUCCAGAUCUCAGCAAUAUCUGGGCUUUAAUGUCUUGUCUGUUGAUCUACUUCUUGCUUGUUCCUUACAUUCUUCACACAAUAUUCAGGUUUGGCUCUGGCUUUGGAGCUGUUGACUCAAGAUAUUUCUUCAUUGCUUCGAUCUAUGGAUACUCUUUCACACCAUUUACUAUUGGAGUCUUUUUCCAUACCAUUCCUUAUCCUACUGCUGAGUGGGUUUCCCUCUUAUUGCCAGCUGUAUCAAGUAUUGUCUUCCUGACAAAAGAACUUCUUGGCUUUGCAAGUGCUGCUCUCAAUAGCAAAUGACUCAAACUAGUUGCCAUAAUGAUGGGUUUAGGCCAUAUCGCCUUUAUCGCAAUGCUAAAAUGGCAAUUCUUAUAA